Molecule: messenger RNA, 3316 nt
Organism: Loxodonta africana (African savanna elephant)
Lineage: Eukaryota; Metazoa; Chordata; Mammalia; Proboscidea; Elephantidae
Product: heat shock 70 kDa protein 1
Exons: 1
Coding region: 201-2126 (641 amino acids)
Biological process (GO): positive regulation of proteasomal ubiquitin-dependent protein catabolic process; regulation of mitotic spindle assembly
Cellular component (GO): nucleus; plasma membrane; vesicle
Molecular function (GO): ATP-dependent protein folding chaperone; ubiquitin protein ligase binding; ATP binding
Source: RefSeq, a predicted model, not a curated record
GGAGAAACAGCCACCUGAGGUGACGCUGACUUGGCUCGCUUUCAGUGAGAGCGACUGCAGACCCAUAUUCUCUGAGAGCGACCUUUACCGGCCCGGCGCGUCAGGCUCCAGCUUUCCGAAGAGACAGCGCUCCUUGUCGCGGCUUCCGCCUGCCAUUUCCAGGUCUGAGCGUCUGUGCAGGGUGACAGCAGCGGUCCGACAUGGCUAAAAGCACGGCCAUCGGCAUCGACCUGGGCACCACCUACUCCUGCGUGGGGGUGUUCCAGCACGGCAAGGUGGAGAUCAUCGCCAACGACCAGGGCAACCGCACCACCCCCAGCUACGUGGCCUUCACCGACACCGAGCGGCUGAUCGGGGAUGCGGCCAAGAACCAGGUGGCGCUGAACCCGCAGAACACGGUGUUUGACGCGAAGCGGCUGAUCGGCCGCAAGUUCGGCGACCCGGUGGUGCAGUCAGACAUGAAGCACUGGCCCUUCCAGGUGAUCAACGACGGAGACAAGCCCAAGGUGAAGGUGAGCUACAAGGGGGAGACCAAGGCGUUCUACCCCGAAGAGAUCUCGUCCAUGGUGCUGACCAAGAUGAAGGAGAUCGCCGAGGCGUACCUGGGCUACCCGGUGACAAACGCAGUGAUCACCGUGCCGGCCUACUUCAACGACUCUCAGCGCCAGGCCACCAAGGAUGCGGGGGUGAUUGCGGGGCUGAACGUGCUGAGAAUCAUCAACGAGCCCACAGCGGCCGCCAUCGCCUAUGGCCUGGACCGGACGGGCAAGGGGGAGCGCAACGUGCUCAUUUUUGACCUGGGUGGCGGUACGUUUGACGUGUCGAUCCUGACGAUCGACGAUGGCAUCUUCGAGGUGAAGGCCACGGCCGGGGACACCCACCUGGGUGGGGAGGACUUUGACAACAGGCUGGUGAGCCACUUCGUGGAAGAGUUCAAGAGGAAGCACAAGAAGGACAUCAGCCAGAACAAGCGAGCUGUGAGGCGGCUGCGUACCGCCUGUGAGAGGGCCAAGAGGACCCUGUCGUCCAGCACCCAGGCCAGCCUGGAGAUUGACUCCUUGUUUGAGGGCAUCGACUUCUACACGUCCAUCACCAGGGCGCGCUUCGAAGAGCUGUGCUCCGACCUGUUCCGCAGCACCCUGGAGCCUGUGGAGAAGGCUCUGCGUGACGCCAAGCUGGACAAGGCGCAGAUCCACGACCUGGUCCUCGUGGGGGGCUCCACACGCAUCCCCAAGGUGCAGAAGCUGCUGCAGGACUUCUUCAACGGGCGCGACCUCAACAAGAGCAUCAACCCCGACGAGGCGGUGGCCUACGGGGCGGCGGUGCAGGCAGCCAUCCUGAUGGGGGACAAAUCUGAAAACGUGCAGGACCUACUGCUGCUGGAUGUGGCUCCCCUCUCCCUGGGGUUGGAGACUGCCGGGGGCGUGAUGACUGCCCUAAUCAAGCGCAACUCCACCAUCCCCACCAAGCAGACGCAGAUCUUCACCACCUACUCCGACAACCAGCCUGGAGUGCUGAUCCAGGUGUACGAGGGCGAGAGGGCCAUGACGCGAGACAACAACCUGCUGGGUCGAUUCGAGCUGAGUGGCAUCCCUCCGGCCCCCCGGGGUGUGCCCCAGAUCGAGGUGACCUUUGACAUCGACGCCAAUGGCAUCCUGAACGUGACGGCCACCGACAAGAGCACGGGCAAGGCCAACAAGAUCACCAUCACUAACGACAAAGGCCGCCUGAGUAAGGAGGACAUUGAGCGCAUGGUGCAGGAGGCUGAGAAGUACAAAGCGGAGGACGAGGUGCAGCGCGAGAGGGUGUCUGCCAAGAAUGCCCUGGAGUCCUAUGCCUUCAACAUGAAGAGCGCAGUGGAGGAUGAGGGGCUCAAGGGCAAGAUCAGUGAGGCUGACAAGAAGAAGGUGCUGGACAAGUGCCAGGAGGUGAUCUCCUGGCUGGAUGCCAACACCCUGGCGGAGAAGGAUGAGUUUGAGCACAAGAGGAAGGAGCUGGAGCAGGUGUGUAACCCCAUCAUUACUGGACUGUACCAGGGUGCGGGUGGCCCCAGGGCCGGUGGCUUUGGGGCUCAAGCUCCCCAGGGGGGCUCUGCCUCUGGCCCCACUAUUGAGGAGGUGGAUUAGGGACCCUUCUCUCAUUUGUCCUUGUGUGUCUUUGAGAUGGUUGGGAUUCAAGACUUUACAUUGCCUUAUAUUUUCUGCUUUCUCAGCUCUCGAUUUCAUACGUUGGUUGUAAAGUUGAAUUGUAUCUGUGUUAGCAAAGUGAUGAACGUGCUUUUUUCCAGUUUCUAAGUGUAACGAUGAGUUCAUACUGCCACCCUUUGUUUCACUUUUUGUAAUAGUCAUACCCAAACUUGGGCUUUUUUUUUUUUUUUUACUGGUUAUUUCAAAGUAAAAUAAUGUCAAAAUAUCAAGUGUGUUGUGUACGUUUGUCUUUUAUUUCUACUUAAGGGUCUGCAUAGUUUGUUUUUUUACAAUGUCUCAAAUUGAAUGGCAAUUUGUGUCUUAUGUAAGGAAAGGGAUUUGGGAAAAUAUGGCUAUAUUGCAGUAUGAAUCAUUUGUGUUAGACAAAUGGUAUCCUUGGGAGGGUAAAAACAACUUUAUUCUGAGUGGGUUAAGUCUCUGAGCCAAGAGAAAGUUAAGAGCUUAUGGCAUGGUGGCCUCCAAGUGGGCAAGAGGGCAGACCUGCAUUAGAGUGGCCACAAUAAGGGGUGAGGUGGAGAAUUUCUGGAGGAGGAAAGGAGAGGCAGUUAAAUGGGAGGACCACGGCUACUCACUCCUGCAGGUGCAGCUAAUACAUUCAGAGGCCUGUGUUUCAUCUGGAUUCAAUAUUAAAAGUUCUAAAUUGGUAGUGAGGAGAUGUGGGUUUAAGCACUGGCUUGUUAAGUUAUGCACAAGUGCCGUAACCACUGAUCCCUAGUUUUCAUCUUUUAAAACGAAAGGCUUUCCUCUGAGGCCACAUUUUAAGUACUCCAGUUUUUGGUUGGGAGCAAGCGCUUUAGAGAGAUGUCACCUGAGUGUGGGGCCACAAUGGCAGAAGGGACCCAACAUUUGAGUGUCUCUUACACCAGGCACUACAGUAGGGCCUCUUAUGUGGUAAUUCUUGGACCUACCACAUUGAGUUAGGUAAUGUUCUUUCACCGGUGAACAUAUGGAGAAACCUAAAAGUUACAUAACUAAAGCUGCUUAACGGUUAAAAAAAAUCACGCAGGGCUGCUUAGGUAUUUUGCCAUGCUGCCCCGAGUUCACAGGGCUUUUGUUUCAGCAUGCCUGGUUUUAGGUUAUAUUUCUACCCUAGGUUUCACAGUUACCCU